This is a messenger RNA of Brienomyrus brachyistius, 5229 nucleotides long. RefSeq names its product protein NLRC5-like. The transcript is spliced from 24 exons. Gene Ontology annotation, molecular function: protein binding. Lineage: Eukaryota; Metazoa; Chordata; Actinopteri; Osteoglossiformes; Mormyridae. The coding region runs from base 333 to 4925 and encodes 1530 amino acids. The record is from RefSeq and is a predicted model, not a curated record.
AUGGCAUUGAUGUCAAUGACGCUUCAGUUUACUCUGGAGUGUGCACAGAAGUCUUUAAAGAGGAGUAUGGGUUGUACCAGGAGAAGGUUUACUGCUUUGUGCAUCUGAGCAUCCAGGAGUAUCUCGCUGCUUUAUAUGUGUUUCUGUCAAACUCAUCAGCUGAACUGCUGAAUACUGCAGUGGAUCAGGCAUUAGAGAGCAAGAAUGGACACUUGGACCUCUACCUCCGCUUCCUCCUGGGCCUCUCAACAGACUCCAGUAAGACUCUGUUACAAAGGCUACUGGGACAGACAAGAACCAGAUUAUAUAACAUUAACGAAACAGCCCAAUAUAUGAAGGAGAAAAUAAAGGAGAAUUUAUCUCCAGAAAGGACCAUCAACCUGUUCCAUUGUCUGAAUGAACUUGGUGACAAUUCUCUAGUAGAGGAAGUUCAAAGAUACCUGAAUUCAGGAAACAUUUCAGCAGAUGACCUCUCACCUGCACAGUACUCAGCUCUGGGCUUUGUGAUGCUGAUGUCAGAUGAGGAGCUGGAUGUUUUUGACCUGAAGAAAUACAUCAGAUCAGAUGAAGGUCUUCAAAGGCUGCUGCCUGUGGUCAAGAAAUCCAGGAUGGCUCUGCUGAACUGCUGUAAUCUCACAGAGGAAUGCUGUGAGGCACUGGCUUCAGCUCUCAGAUCACACUCCUCACAACUGAGAGAGCUGGACCUGAGUGACAAUGACCUGCAGGACUCAGGAGUGAAGCUGCUCUCUGCUGGACUGGGGGAUUCACACUGUAAACUGAAGAUAUUGAAGCUGGACAGCUGUAAUCUCACAGAGAAAUGCUGUGAGGCUCUGACUUCAGCUCUUAGAUCAAACUCCUCACACCUGAUAGAGCUGGACCUGAGUGACAAUGACCUGCAGGACUCAGGAGUGACACUGCUGUCUGCUGAACUGGGGAAUUCCCGCUGUAAAGUGCAAAUACUGAGGCUGUCCAACUGUAAUAUCACAGAAGAAGGCUGUUCUUCCCUGACUUCAGCUCUAAGGUCAAACCCCUCACACCUGAGAGAGCUGGACCUGAGCUACAAUCACCCAGGAGAUUCAGCAGUGAAGCUGCUCUCUGCUGUACUGGAGGAUCCCAGCUGUAAACUGGAGAAAGUGAAGCUGAACAGCUGUAAAUUGAGUUGGGAAUCCUGUAUAGUGUUGGCCUCUGCCCUCAGCUCAGAUUCACACCUCAGAGAGCUGGACCUGAGAGACAAUGAGCUGCCAGAUUUAAUAGAGAAACGGCAUCCAGGGUUUAAACAGCAGAGGCUACAACCAGCAUUUCUGGGUUUUACACGCUGCAAACUGGACAUACUGAGGCUGAACAGAUGUAAUCUCACAGAGAAAUGCUAUGAGGCAUUGGGUUUAAUUCUCAGAUCAAAUUCUUCACACCUGAGAGAGCUGGACUUGAGUCACAAUGACCUGCAGGAUUCAGGAGUGGAGCUGCUCUCUGCUGGACUGGGGGAUUCACACUGUAAACUGGAGAUACUGAGGCUGUCCAGCUGUAGUAUCAGACAAGAAGGUUGUUCUUCCCUGGCUUUGGCUCUGAGGUCAAACCCCUCACACCUGAGAGAGCUGGACCUGAGCUACAAUCACCCAGGAGACUCAGGAGUGAAGCUGCUCUCUGCUGUACUGAAGAAUCCCAGCUGUAACCUGGAGAAAGUGAAGCUGAACAGCUGUAAAUUGAGUUGGGAAUCCUGUAUAGUGCUGGCCUCUGCCCUCAGCUCAGAUUCACACCUCAGAGAGCUGGACCUGAGAGACAAUGAGCUGACAGAGAAACGGUGCCCAGGAUAUGAAAGGCAGAUGCCCCAGUCAACAUUGCUCAGUUUUACACGCUGCAAACUGGACAUACUGAGGCUUAACAGUUGUAAUCUCACGGAGAAAUGCUGUGAGGCACUGGCUUCAGCUCUCAGAUCAAACUCCUCACACCUGAUAGAGCUGGACCUGAGUGACAAUUAUCUGCAGGAUUCAGGAGUGAAGCCACUCUUUGCUGAACUGAGGAAUACACACUGUAAGCUGGAGAUACUGCGCCUGAACAGCUGUAAACUCACAGAGAAAUGCUGUGGGACACUGGCUUCAGCUCUAAGAUCAAACUCCUCACACCUGAGAGAGCUGGACAUGAGUCACAAUGACCUGCAGGAUUCAGGAGUGAAGCGGCUCUCUGCUGGACUGGGGGAUUCACACUGUAAACUGGAGAUACUGAGGAUGGAAAGUUGCAGAGUCAGAGGAGAUGGCUGUUUCUCCCUGGCUUCAGCUCUGAGAUCAAACCCUUCACACCUGAGAGAGCUGGAUCUGAGCUACAAUCACCCAGGAGAUUCUGGUGUGAAUCUGCUCUCUGAUGUACUGGAGGAUCCCAACUGCAAACUGGAGAAGCUGAUGCUGUCAGGCUGUAGAGUCACAGAGAGAGGCUGUUCUUCCCUGGCUGCAGCUCUGAGGUCAAACCCCUCACACAUGAGCAAGCUGAAUUUGAGCUACAAUCACCCAGGAGACUCAGGAGUGAAGCUGCUCUCUGCUGUACUGGAGGAUCCCAGCUGUAAACUGGGGAAGCUGAAGCUGAACAGCUGUAAUCUCACAGAGAAAUGCUGUGAGGCUCUGACUUCAGCUCUCAGAUCAAUCACCUCACACCUGAUAGAGCUGGACCUGAGUAACAAUGACCUGCAGGACUCAGGAGUGACACUCCUGUCUGCUGAACUGGGGAAUUCCGACUGUAAAGUGCAAAUACUGAGGCUGUCCAGCUGUAGAGUCACAAAAGAAGGCUGUUCUUCCCUGGCUUCAGCUUUGAGGUCAAACCCCUCACACCUGAGAGAGCUGGACCUGAGCUACAAUCACCCAGGAGACUCAGGAGUGAAGCUGCUCUCUGCUGUACUGAAGGAUCCCAGCUGUAAACUGGAGAAGCUGCAGCUGAACAGCUGUAAAUUGAGUUGGGAAUCCUGUAUAGUGCUGGCCUCUGCCCUCAGCUCAGAAUCACACCUCAGAGAGCUGGACCUGAGAGACAAUGAGCUGCCAGAUUUAAUAGAGAAACAGCAUCCAGGGUUUAAACAGCAGAGGCUACAACCAGCAUUGCUGGGUUUUACACGCUGCAAACUGGACAUACUGAGGCUGAACAGCUGUAAUCUCACAGAGAAAUGCUAUGAGGCAUUGGGUUUAAUUCUGAGAUCAAACUCUUCACACCUGAGUGAGCUGGACCUGAGUUACAAUGACCUGCAGGAUUCAGGAGUGGAGCUGCUCUCUGCUGCACUGGGGGAUUCACACUGUAAACUGGAGAUAUUAAGGCUGUCCAACUGUAAUAUCAGAGAAGAAAGCUGUUCUUCCCUGGCUUCAGCUUUGAGGUCAAACCCAUCACACCUGAGACAGCUGGAUCUGAGCUACAAUCACCCAGGAGAGUCAGGAGUGAAGCUGCUCUCUGCUGUACUGGAGGAUCCCAGCUGUAAACUGGAGAAGCUGCAGCUGAACAGCUGUAAAUUGAGUUGGGAAUCCUGUAUGGUGCUGGCUUCUGCCCUCAGCUCAGAUUCACACCUCAGAGAGCUGGACCUGAGAGACAAUGAGCUGACAGAGAAACGGUGCCCAGGAUAUGAAAGGCAGAUGCCCCAGUCAACAUUGCUGGGUUUUACACGCUGCAAACUGGACAUACUGAGGCUUAACAGUUGUAAUCUCACGGAGAAAUGCUGUGAGGCACUGGCUUCAGCUCUCAGAUCAAACUCCUCACACCUGAUAGAGCUGGACCUGAGUGACAAUUACCUGCAGGAUUCAGGAGUGAAGCCACUCUUUGCUGAACUGAGGAAUACACACUGUAAGCUGGAGAUACUGCGCCUGGACAGCUGUAAUCUCACAGAGAAAUGCUGUGGGACACUGGCUUCAGCUCUAAGGUCAAACUCCUCACACCUGAGAGAGCUGGACCUGAGUGACAAUGACCUGCAGGAUUCAGGAGUGAAGCUACUCUCUGCUGGACUGGGGGAUUCACACUGUAAACUGGAGAUACUGAGGAUGGCAAGUUGCAGAGUCAGAGGAGAUGGCUGUUUCUCCCUGGCUUCAGCUCUGAGAUCAAACCCUUCAAACCUGAGAGAGCUGGAUCUGAGCUACAAUCACCCAGGAGAUUCUGGUGUGAAUCUGCUCUCUGAUGUACUGGAGGAUCCCAGCUGCAAACUGGAGAAGCUGAUGCUGUCAGGCUGUAGAGUCACAGAGAGAGGCUGUUCUUCCUUGGCUGCAGCUCUGAGGUCAAACCCCUCACACAUGAGCAAGCUGAAUUUGAGCUACAAUCACCCAGGAGACUCAGGAGUGAAGCUGCUCUCUGCUGUACUGGACGAUCCCAGCUGUAAACUGGGGAAGCUGAAUGUGGAUCACGGUGGAGAGUGCAGGACCAGACCAGGCUUACAGAAAUACUCCUGCCAGCUGACGCUGGACCCCAACACAGCACACAGAUUCCUGUCUCUGUCAGGGGGGGACAGGAAGGUGACAGGGGGGGCAGAGCAGCCAUAUCCUGAUCAUCCAGAGAGAUUUGACAGCUGGAGCCAAGUUCUGUGCAGAGAGAGUCUGACUGGCCGCUGUUACUGGGAGGCUGAGUGGGAUGGAGAUGCAGUCCUGAUAGGAGUCACUUAUAAAGGGAUCGAGAGGAAAGGAGGGAGGGACUGUGGGCUUGGAGCCAAUAACAAGUCAUGGAUGCUUAUCUGCUCUCCUCACAGACACUCUGUCUGUCACAAUAAUAAACAGACUCUCAUACCCAUAAAGCCCACAGGCUCCCGCAGAGUAGGAGUGUAUCUGGACUGGGGGGCUGGUGCUCUGUCCUUCUACAGAGUCUCCUCUGAUGGACUGACCCCCCUGCACAGAUUCACCUCCUCAUUCACUGAGUCCCUCUAUCCAGGGUUUGGGGUUUAUCCAAACCCCCCCGUGUCGCUGUGCAUGCUGGGAUAGCUCACUGUGUGCUGGAGGAAUCAUUUUUACCGUAUCAGAGUCUCACAUGUCGCUGCUUCUCCGUGGCAAAAAGGUAAAAUCUCUGCUUUAUAACCAGUAUAACCCUUUUUACUCUGUCUGAAGUGUGACGUAUGUUAAUAAUUGGGUUCUGUAAGCUGAACAAACAUGUAGAAUGACUGUUUUUCUCUGACUUAUGUUCUAUGUUGUCUGUAAAUGCACCAAAACUGCCUAAACAAAUUCAUAGUACAUGCAGUUGUACCAAUGGAGUGAAUUCUGAUUCUGAAUAAAAUAAAAUGUAAUGAAA